GAUGCUGAGACUGUCUCUGUGAAGGCAUCAACAAACCUAGACCCAAUUCUUUUUUGGAUUUUUCCCCCUUGAGUUUUUGUUGUUUCUCCUUCCCUUGCAAACACAUCCUCCUACAUCUUUGCCCUAAUUAUAGCCUCCGUUCAACAACAUUCGACAUGAUGCAGGGUGGAUCUGGAGCCUCUAUUCUCCUCCCUAUUUUGCUUCCCUGCCUACUAUUCUUCUCCAGUUUCCCCAAUAAGGCCAGUGGGGACUGCUGGCUCAUUGAGGGGGACAAAGGCUACGUUUGGCUAGCUAUAUGCAGUCAGAACCAGCCUCCCUAUGAGACUAUACCCCAGCACAUCAACAACACAGUCCAUGACUUGAGACUGAACGAAAACAAGCUGAAAGUGGUGCUUUUUAGUAACAUGUACCGCUUCACAAAUCUGACUGACCUCAACCUCACCAAGAACGAAAUCAGCUAUGUUGAGGAUGGGGCCUUCGCAGCACAAGCCAAUCUACAGGUUCUUCAACUGGGCUACAACAAGUUGACAAAUUUAACUGAAGCUAUGAUGAGAGGGCUCGGACGCCUGCAGAACCUCUUCCUGCAGCACAACCUAAUUGAAGUUAUUGCCAGCAAUGCAUUCUGGGAGUGUCCCAGCCUCAGCAGCAUUGACUUGACAUCUAACAAACUCACUCGCAUUGACCCGUCCACAUUCACAGUUCUCAGUCGUCUGUUGGUGUGUGAAUUGGCUGCAAAUCCAUUCCACUGUGGCUGCGACCUUUAUGGCUUCCUGACCUGGUUAGAGUACUUCAACAACGUGUCACACACCUAUGACCGCCUUCAGUGUGAGACUCCCCGAGAAAUGUUUGGCUACCCCUUACUAAGUCCCUUUACUUCUGGUCACGGUGGCCGAAAUGCCAAAAACAUUUUGCACCAUCACUGCAGAGAUGGCGUGAUGAUCCCAGGAAUGACAUCUCUCCCACCAGAUCUAGACGGUCCUUCUGGGAUUGGACCAGAGAUGUUUGCUGGAGUGGGACCUUAUUACCUUCAGCCCACCACCUCACCCUCAUCUGUUGAUGAUGGUGUCAGUCCCAGCAUCAAGCUCCAUCAUGUUUCGUUUUCAACAGCCUCUCUCAUUGUGAAGAUUCCAAAACCUUUCAGCAAAAUGUAUAUCCUGACACAGUACAAUAUUACAUUUGUGUCGGAUGUUAUGAAUUUGAAAAACAAGAAGGAGUUGAUCAAGCUCCAGAAGCUAAAACCUAACAACAAUUAUACCUUCUGCGUAGCCUCCAUCCGCAACUCACAACGCUAUAAUCACACCUGUCUCCAGUUUUCCACUCGGGGUCAAAAUUCAGAUGAUUUGGUGCCCUCAUCUUCAACCACUACACACUACAUAAUGACCAUUGUAGGUUGUCUUUUUGGCAUGCUUAUUAUUUUAGGAAUUGUCUACUAUUGUCUACGCAAGAAACGGAUGCAUGACGAGAAGAAGAAGUCUAUCUGUGUCAAGAAGACUAUACUGGAAAUGCGCUAUGGUCCAGAGGUGGCAGCAGCAGUGGCCAAUGAUCCAUCAGCAGUCCAUAAGCUGCAGGAGCAGUCCAGGGAGCACCAUCAGUAUCAACACCACCAUGGAGGAAAACUGUCCACCUCAUCAAGCUCUGGCAUGCUCCAUUCAGCCAACACCACAUCUUCAAGGCUCUCUUCUAUCCCUCAAGUGGAAAAGCUAGCUAGUGCUUUCUCAGAAGCCAUGGCUACUAGUAAAGGAAACUAUAUGGAUGUGAGAACUGGAGGAGCAGGGAUGGACAGAGUGGGAGAUGGUGGACAUGGAGGGAGGAGAGGGGAUGACAUGAGGGAUGAUGAUGGAACUGAUCUUGGCGAUGACUCGGACGAUGAUGGACAUGGCUCCGCUUCAGAGAUCUCCACAAUUGCCAUGGAAGUAGACAAAGUAAAUCAGAUAAUUAACAACUGUAUAGAUGCUCUGAAGCUGGAUGCAGCAGCAGUUGCUGCUUCAAGCACUUCAGCUAACCCUACUGCUUCAUCUAAUCCCACCUCCCCACCACCAACUAGCACGUCCUCUCUUACUCGUGGCCUAAUCCCCAUCUCCUCCGGGGUGACAGAGUCAUGUCAGAGUCACACUUCAAAUAAAAUAGCACCACCUCCACCACUUCCUGCAUUAAACACUCCCCUCUCUGAGCGCCCAGGGAUCAGUGGUGGUGGCUUUGUUGUUUCUCCCCCCUAUAGGCACCCACCUCCAGCUACUGCUGCACGUCCAAUUCAAAGGCAAAUGAGUGCAGAUGCAGCUGUUGUGAUGGCAAAUGCUGUUAAGAAGCAGAGCAGCACCACAUCUUGUGGCUCCAUGGGUCGAGACAGGGACAGAGGAGCAGCUAGGGUGUACAGUUUGGAUGUUCCUGAACCAAGAAGUCCCGAUGCCUGUAAUCAACAACAGCUGCAGUUCCCAGACCGAGCCAGUCCUGUGGGCUGUGGGGAGCCACUGGAAAGGCUACCAUUAGUGGGGAGUGGGGGUUGUGGUGGAGGGGGUGGUGGCGGUUGCGACAGUGGUGGUGUUGGUGCCCAACAUCAGGACAAUCAGAAGUCACAUCACUACCAUCAGCAACAACAAAUACAGCAGCAGCAGCAGCUGGAGGUGCAGCAGGACUACCACUGCUCGGAGCACCGCCACUCCGUCCCGGCUCUCUACUACCAAGGGUCACACCAAGGCUCCCCAGCCCAAAGAGUUUCUUUUCUAAAACCUUUGACGCGUUCCCGCAGGGACGCAGCAUCAUAUUCCCAGCUUUCCCCUGCUCGCCACCACACCAGUUACUCUGGAUACUCUUCGAGUCCAGAGUACUCCUCAGAGAGCUCACUGCGGAUCUGGGAGCGUUUUCGUCCAUACCGAAAAGGCCCGCGUGACGAGUCUUGUUAUGUGACGGCUGGAAAUGCUCUUCGAAAGAAGGUGCAGUUUGCUAAAGGCGAGGACCUACAUGACAUUCUUGAUUAUUGGAAGGGUGUAUCUGCUCAGCAGAAGUUGUGACUGGG
Molecule: messenger RNA, 3013 nt
Organism: Nematolebias whitei (Rio pearlfish)
Lineage: Eukaryota; Metazoa; Chordata; Actinopteri; Cyprinodontiformes; Rivulidae
Product: protein phosphatase 1 regulatory subunit 29
Exons: 2
Coding region: 156-3008 (950 amino acids)
Cellular component (GO): plasma membrane
Molecular function (GO): protein binding
Source: RefSeq, a predicted model, not a curated record